Molecule: messenger RNA, 189 nt
Organism: Ambispora gerdemannii
Lineage: Eukaryota; Fungi; Glomeromycota; Glomeromycetes; Archaeosporales; Ambisporaceae
Source: the annotation of a GenBank genome assembly
AUGUUAUCUCCGAAUGCCUCGUACCACGAGAUGCAAUUAGCUUCAAUUGCAUAUAAGGCCAUUGAAACCAUCAAACCAAUACAACCUAUAAUAUCCGUUAAAAGCACGUUUAACUGUUGGUUCCUGCCAAAUCGAACUUCUGACAAAUCACGCGUCUAUCAACCCCGUCUGAAAGAGCAUCAGAAUUAA